AUGUCACUGUUUUCCAACCUGCGCACUGCCGUUAUCGCGGUUGCUGCCGUUCUCAACAUCGGCAGCAAAGACGUCUGUUAUGAAGGUCUCGGCUGCUUUAGUAACGAGACGCCGUUCAAUAACGCCGCCGGAAGUCUGCCGCAGUCGCCUGAAGAAGUCGGGGUGGUGUUCAUGCUCUACACGCGCAACAGCCGGUUGAGUCCCCAGAUACUCUCUACGGAGCCCGCGCUCAUCCGGGCCUCGUACUUCAGCGGUCACCGGAAGUCCGUGCUCAUCGUGCACGGGUUCAGGGAUGACGGCCGAGAGGACUGGCUGGUCGACAUGAAGGACGCUCUUCUGCAGAUGGAAGACCUGAACGUCAUAAUUGUGGACUGGGAGAAAGGUGCAGGCGCUCUCGAGUACAACCAGGCGGUGGCAAACUGUCGAGUGGUAGGAGCCAUGACUGCGCGACUACUGCAGGCCCUCAACGAACAGCGCAAGGCCCGCUACUCCGACAUGCACAUCAUAGGCCAUAGUCUUGGCGCUCAUGUGGCGGGAUAUGUGGGCGAGAGAAUAGCCUCCCUUGGUCGAAUUACUGGGUUGGACCCAGCAGGACUUGCAUUCGAAGGGAAGCCAGACAACGUGCGUUUGGACCCCUCCGAUGCAGACUUUGUUGACGUCAUACACACUGAUGGUCAACCAGUAACGUCGUUAGGUUUUGGUUCCUCAAAGCCGAUGGGUGAUGCUGAUUUCUACCCGAACGGCGGAAAAGAUCAACCGGGAUGCAAAUCGGCUGAAAAACACUUAAUUAAGCUGAUUACAGGAAAAUUCAAAAGUUUCCAGAAAGGGGUGGGAUGUGACCAUACCAGGGCCAGGGACUACUUUAUCGAGUCCAUCUACAACAGGUGCAAUUUUUCCGCCAGCAAAUGCCCGGAUUUCGAUGCCUUCAUACGCGGCGACUGCCCCUGUUUCCUGAAGUACUGCGCUCGGAUGGGUUACUACGCGAAUCCCGACCAUACCGGCUCUUUCUACCUUGUGACAAACGGCACGGCGCCUUUCUGUGUCCAAUAGAUUAUAAUAGAUUCGCUUUGAGAAAACUGAGCUUAAUGCAUGUGCAUAAACUGGCGUCCCAUAUUAACCUGUGCAGUCAGCAAUAAAUGGUGUUUUGUCAUUAAAGAAACUCUCUUCUAAGCAAACAGUCUAGUUAAGGGGGGAAGUGUCUUCCCUUAUUAGUCUUCAAAGGCUAUUCUGGUAGUACACUUUACGCACAUGCAUUAAACCCCGUUUUCCCAAAACGAGGCUCUUAUAAUUUGUACGUCCGAUGCGUCGCUUCCUCUGUAUGACAGGCGUUGGGAGAUUUUGAAAAAGUUUUGGAAAAAAUAAUUUUCGAAAAAGAAAAACAGUGUUAUAUUAUUCGCGGGACAUUAAUUUUCGUUGAUUUUAUGUGUUAAGGAUAGUGUUCUAAUUUGUUACAAUUAUUUUUAUUUUAUCGAAAGGUUGCUAGGUAUUUGUAUUUUGUAGGUGUAAGUACCUUUUAUUUCUAAAGAAUAUUAUAUUUGAUGUUUUUGUUUUGAGGCAUUAUUUCUGAUACAUAUAUCGCAAUGACGUUUUGACAAGCCUGUGUUUCUAUGAGUAAACUAUCCUUCAUCCGAUAUUAUAAACUACCUUAUUGAAGCUAUGUUGAAGGAGCAACUUGGGCCCGUAUUCACCAAUAUAUCCUUCAAUUUAAAAAUAAUAAAUGCACAGACUUAAG
Dreissena polymorpha is the source of this 1732-nucleotide messenger RNA. Its product is annotated as inactive pancreatic lipase-related protein 1-like. NCBI's taxonomy places the organism in Eukaryota, Metazoa, Mollusca, Bivalvia, Myida, Dreissenidae. The transcript has 7 exons. Gene Ontology annotation, molecular function: triacylglycerol lipase activity. The record is from RefSeq and is a predicted model, not a curated record. The coding region runs from base 1 to 1050 and encodes 349 amino acids. Gene Ontology annotation, biological process: lipid metabolic process.